GUUUUUCAUUGGCUAACCUGAACAGGCCGCGAGAAUUUAACUCUAAAACUCGCGGAAAAAAUUUGUACUCCGCUUGCAGCCUGGUAGAACCUGGACGUAGUCACUUCACAUUACUAUUUUACAUAAUUUUCUUUUACCACGCUUUUUAACUAUGCUGUCUGCUCAUUCACCAAAGACUACCAGCAGGAUAGAGUCUGAGCUCGUCUCAAAGAUGGGGAAAUCCACAGUCAACGACGAGAAUCAACUCCCUUCCGUUUUUUUAAAGAAGACAAAGGUUCUUGGCGAAAAUCGAUCUCAGAAUAUUCAAAAAGAAACCAGCAUUACCUUAUCAUUGAAGCAAGAGGAGAAUGUGAAACAGACAAAAGCAACUGUAGAUGAUGAACCACUUCUUCGUGACAACCCAAAUCGUUUUGUCAUUUUUCCUAUAAAAUAUCAAGACAUCUGGAAAAUGUACAAAAAAGCAGAGGCAUCUUUUUGGACUGCUGAAGAAGUAGAUCUUUCUAAAGACUUAGGACACUGGGAGAAGCUGAAGCCAGAGGAAAAACAUUUUAUUUCUCAUGUAUUGGCCUUCUUUGCUGCUAGUGAUGGCAUUGUCAAUGAAAAUUUGGUAGAGCGUUUUGCCCAGGAGGUCCAGAUCACAGAGGCUAGGUGCUUCUAUGGAUUCCAAAUUGCAAUUGAAAACAUUCACUCUGAAAUGUACAGCUUGCUUAUAGACACUUAUAUCAGGGAUCCAAAAGAAAGGGAAUUUCUCUUCAAUGCAAUUGAAACUAUGCCUUGUGUAAAGAAAAAGGCUGACUGGGCUAUACGCUGGAUCAAUGCCAAAAAUGCCAGCUUUGCAGAGAGAGUUAUUGCUUUUGCUGCAGUGGAAGGGAUCUUCUUCUCUGGUUCUUUUGCUUCCAUCUUUUGGCUCAAGAAAAGAGGUAUCAUGCCAGGCCUGACAUUCAGCAAUGAACUUAUCAGCAGGGAUGAGGGUUUACAUUGUGACUUCGCCUGUUUGAUGUUCAAACACCUCAAAAACAAACCCACACAGGCAAGAAUUCAUGAAAUAAUUCAAGAUGCCGUCAACAUUGAGAUAGAGUUCCUGACAGAAGCUCUGCCUUGUGCUCUCAUAGGCAUGAACAACACCCUAAUGGCACAGUACAUAAAGUUUGUGGCAGACAGGCUGCUAGUGGAGCUUCAGUGUGAAAAGAUUUGGAAUGUAGAAAACCCAUUUGACUUCAUGGAGCACAUAUCUUUGGAAGGAAAAACCAACUUUUUUGAAAAGCGAGUUGGUGAAUAUCAGAAAAUGGGAGUGAUGUCAUCCACAAAAGGAGAAAGUAAUCACCAAUUUACCCUUGAUGCAGACUUUUAAUAAUCCUUCUUUAGAGGAUUUGAAACUUUUAUGCAUAUAUAUUUAAAAUUCAGAAUUCUUCGCAAGGAAGUAUAGUUUUACAUUUUUUUAAAAAGAUGACCAAAUUUUGCAGGGAAGCUUUUUCUAUCAUUUUAUAGUUUUUAGCAUUAAUUUAUUAUUUUAUGGGUUGUACUUGAUCUUGGUUAGAUAAAACAUUCAUUUUAAGGUCUGAUUUGAACUUGGCAUGUUUGUUUGAUCUACAUGCAUUUAAAUACAUUUAAGUUUCAUAACAAUUUUAACCUUUUAAACAUAUAAUAAAGUUGCAGGAAGGUACCAACUGUAUAAAUUGUAAGUUCUGUAAGAUACUUGACCAAGCAAAGGAUACUGCCGUAUUAUUUUAGUCAUAAAUGGUGUGAAGUAUUAGAUGUACAUUUGUUUUAUAGUCUUAAAAGUUCUGUACUUGUAAUAUUAAAUAAUAAACUUGUAUAGUUGUCAUUAA
Molecule: messenger RNA, 1829 nt
Organism: Lingula anatina
Lineage: Eukaryota; Metazoa; Brachiopoda; Lingulata; Lingulida; Lingulidae
Product: ribonucleoside-diphosphate reductase small chain
Biological process (GO): deoxyribonucleotide biosynthetic process
Cellular component (GO): cytosol
Molecular function (GO): ribonucleoside-diphosphate reductase activity, thioredoxin disulfide as acceptor
Source: RefSeq, a predicted model, not a curated record